CAACAACAACCAAACAGUUUAUGUGCUUCAUGUUUAGUCCUCGCUUCGGACACAUCGCGACGCUCGUCUUAGUCUUCGGGAUUGCAUAAGAUGAUACCUGGAUCUGCCGCAUCAAUGCUACCAUCUGCAGAAGCUGCGAAACUGUACCAGACCAAUUACGUCCGCAACUCCCGUGUCAUCGGACUUUUAUGGGCCAUCUUCACUAUCCUGUUCGGCAUCGUUAACGUGACCAUCUUCUCACAGCCCUAUUGGAUCGGAGAUGGCGUGGACACGCCGCAGGCCGGUUACUUCGGCCUUUUCCACUAUUGCAUCGGGGACGGGAUCUCCAGAGAGCUGGCCUGCCAGGGAAGCUUCACCGAGUUCGCCGCCAUCCCCUCCGGUGCGUUCAAAGCCGCCUCCUUCUUCAUUGGAAUGUCUAUGAUGCUGGUUGUCACCUGCAUCGGCUGCUUCAGUCUCUUCUUCCUCCUCAGCACCUCCACCGUGUACAAGAUCUGUGGCUGGAUGCAGGCAGCGUCAGGUGUCUGUCUGGUGCUGGGUUGUAUGAUCUACCCCGACGGCUGGGAUAGCGACGAGGUCCGGCGGAUGUGCGGAGAGCAGACGGACAAAUACAGCCUGGGCGCCUGCUCCGUGCGCUGGGCUUACAUCUUGGCUAUCAUGGGCAUCCUGGACGCCCUCAUCCUCUCCUUCCUGGCCUUCGUCCUGGGGAACCGGCAGGAUGGACUCAUGUCGGAGGAGCUGUUGGCUGAAAGCAAGGAGGGAGGAAAUGCCUAACCAAAUCUUUAGGUUCCUGAAUUUCCAUGUGUCUGUUUUCAUAAAGUACAAGUCCCUCAACAUCAGCUUACAGGAGUGAGGCAAUCCGGGUCUGUGGGGGAGAGGAAUACUACUGAACCAGCCAGCCUGCCGUUCACAUCUACCUGCCAAAAGCCCAGUGUAACAUUUUCAAGUCCAUCCAUCCUACCCGCAGUCCCUACAUCAUCCCCAGCACUUAGAUGGAGCCCAAUGCACUUCUGUCCUAAUGUGUCCGACCCUUGCACAACACUGCAUAGACCAUGGCAGGGGCAGAGACUGUUAUCCUGAAGAGAAGUGUACGGACCACCCACUACCUACCUGAGAAGACACAGGGUUGACAUUGUACACUUGCAGUGCGAGCACAGACAAAACACACACACACACACAUCAACACGCGCACACACACACACAAACACACGCGCCAGCUCACUACAACACAAACUUGCACAUAAACACUCACAAACAUUAAAAAAAAAAACAUGAACAAAUUCUGUAAUUACAAGUAUUAAACUAUGUUAACACUUAGCUGUGUGUGUCACCGUCAGAAUGCGUAUCAUGUUUUAUUUGUGCAAAGAAAAAAAAAAUCAUUUUCAGAUAAUAUCGGGUUGAUGUAAAUCUAUUGUGUUUAAAGAAAUUAAAGUUUCCGUUUCCUCCGUUGCUCAUAUGCCCCCUUUGUUCCCCUUAAUUUACUAGGAAAAAAAAAAAAAAAGAUAUUUAAGACUGUUUUAUAAGAAUAUUAUCAUCCAAAAAGAGACAAAACUUGUAUUACAAAGUAUGUACAGUGAAUAUUUAAGAUGUUCUAGGAAUUUUAACUAAAACCAUUCAACGCCCUGCUAGCUAACUUUGCACAGCGCUUCAGUUUGAGAAGAAGUCUGAUAUUUUCUAGUCUGUGUAUCUACACUGUGAUGGUGGCUAUUAGGACUGACUGCUGCAGGACUUCUAGCUACCGUGUGAGUGUGAUUCUGUAUGCGUGUGUUUAGGGAGCGCGGUGGGUGCAUCUGAGUGCGUGCAUGCACGUAGGUGAGUGUCGGUGUGAAUGCGACGUGUGCAAUAGUUUGUUGGGCUAGGGAACGGAUAUGCCAGCCUCACACGCAAUUGUCCUGUUGGUGUAGCUAAAUCUGUGUGUCUUUUGUCUCCAGCUCUUUCCGUUUUUCUCUCUCUCUCUUUGACUCCCUUUCUCUCUUUGUUUCGUUUGGGACAUACAGGGUAACACGGUGCAGUGGGAGCGUAGUGGAGUUUAACUGGUGUGCCUGAGUGUUUAACUCAAGUGGUGAUGAAUCAGUACGGCCUGUCCCAGCCUCACGUGUGGAUAUGUUCCUGUGUAAAUAGAUAUUCUGUAGAUAUUAAUUAGCAAACAUGGAGAAGGAAGUUAACUUACAGCAAUUAAAGAGAUUCCUUUAAGAAUAUAUGAACACUUAAUAAAGGUUUUCACUGUAAA
Molecule: messenger RNA, 2227 nt
Organism: Stegastes partitus (bicolor damselfish)
Lineage: Eukaryota; Metazoa; Chordata; Actinopteri; Pomacentridae
Product: lipoma HMGIC fusion partner-like 3 protein
Exons: 4
Coding region: 91-771 (226 amino acids)
Biological process (GO): sensory perception of sound
Cellular component (GO): plasma membrane
Source: RefSeq, a predicted model, not a curated record